Molecule: messenger RNA, 2375 nt
Organism: Myripristis murdjan (pinecone soldierfish)
Lineage: Eukaryota; Metazoa; Chordata; Actinopteri; Holocentriformes; Holocentridae
Gene: efna1a
Product: ephrin-A1a
Exons: 5
Coding region: 246-935 (229 amino acids)
Biological process (GO): axon guidance; ephrin receptor signaling pathway
Cellular component (GO): plasma membrane
Molecular function (GO): ephrin receptor binding
Source: RefSeq, a predicted model, not a curated record
CCCGAGUUGCCUUGAACCCUCCACAGUCUGUGUUUCUCCGCCAGUCUGUUUGCUUUCUUUUCUCAGAGGCGCUCCAUGCACCGACAGGGCUUUUGGUCCGUGUAGCCUCACAGUGCGCGGACGUUUUCGUUUUUUGGUAAAGUUUGUUUUGUUUUUUUUUGUUUUGUUUUGUUUUGUUGCGCAACCUACCUGAGUUGUUUUUUUUUGUUUGUUUUCUUUUCUGCACGCCUCCACUCCUCUCCACAAUGGAUUUGGUUUGGAUUGUGGGCUUCGUUGUGAGCGUCUGCGCCUGGGUUGCAUCAACGGAGCGGCACAGCGUCUACUGGAAUAGCACCAACCCAAAGUUUCUAUGGGACGACUAUGCCGUGGAGGUGAGGCUGAAUGACUACUUGGACAUCGUGUGCCCCCACUACCCGCUGGGCGAGGUCCCAUCGCAGGACGCCGAGCGCUACGUGCUCUACAUGGUGGAGCGCGAGGACUACGACUCCUGCAAGCCCCAGUCGUACGACCAGAUGCGCUGGGAGUGCGGCCACCCCUUCGCUCCUCACGCCCCCGAGAAGUUCUCCGAGAAGUUCCAGCGUUUCACUCCGUUCACUCUGGGCAAGGAGUUUCGCCAAGGAGAAAGCUACUAUUAUAUCUCCAAACCUUUGCACCACCACGGACAGGAGUGCCUCAGGCUCAGGGUGGACGUCGUGGCUGCUGACGGCUCUCAGGAGGCCAGAGUGGCCAAAGGAGGAGGAGGUGCAGGUGGGGCUGCAGCUGGAGCCGGUGGUGGAGCUCACAACCCCUCCAACAGGCUGCCUGCAGCAGAUGACCCAGUGGUAAUCGUGCCAGAGGUCCAGAAGAGUGUGCGGACGAACUCGGCGGUGACAGCAACAUCCCUUUCAAUCCUCUCAUUGCUGGUCCCAUUUUCAUUACUGCUGUUGUUACACUGAGAGUACACGAGAGAACUGCUAUUCCCAGACAUUUUUUUUUCAGGGACUACAAUGAAGACAGUCCGUGGGGAUGAAACCACUGACUCAAAAAAGACAAUUUUCCAUGCCCAGUGCUGGCCACAGGGAAGAGACUUUUGAAGCUUGUAAAGUACGGAUGGACUCACAUAAGCACUAAGCGUGCUGAGUGUAACUCGACGUUUGAACGUUUGAGAGAAAGCAUUUAAUCUCAUUUUUCAAAAAAAAAAAAAAAAAAAAAAAGAUGACAGUAUUUUUUUUUUCUUUGAAUGAUCAAGCUCUCUUUGAUUUUUUGCAUUGUUGGGCUCUCUUCAAAAAAAAAAAAAAAAAAGACAAAAAAAAACACGAGCCUCUACGGGGAAAAAAAUCUGCAAAGAAAAUAUGAAGAAUCUGAGGAGGAACGUAAACUGGCAGAGGAACAAUCAAGACUAAAAGACAUCGUGGACCGACAAAUGUAUUUGGAUGAUGUCGAUAAAAAUUCAUGUUACAUAAAUCAACGUUGAAAUGAAAAAAAGAGGACUGUUUACCUAAUGAGCCAAAGAUCAGUCAUCUUUCCAACUUGUACACUAAUCCACCCUUGAGUAUUGUGUACUGUUUGUUGUAUUGUUAUUGUGAUGGUAUUGAGUGGCAUUGAUGUCGCAAGUGAUUAUUUUCUCUAAAUGUAGCAUUGACAAACGCAGGGGCUGUUCUCAUGACUACCAUUCCUUUGCAAACUCGACCAUGUGCUUAUAUACUGUAGCACUAUACUGCACAAUGCAGACACACAAACAUACACUACAUAACAGCUGUACAUACAAAUACAGACACACACACACUGACAUCAUGCUACGUUCAGACAGCCAGUAGAAAGUGGCCUAGAUCUGAUUUUUUUGUUUUUUGUUUUUUUUUGUUUUUGUUUUUUGUUAUGCGAACAGCCAAAAAACACACAAAAUCUUGACAUUUUCAAUUCUGAUUUGGGCCUCUUUCGUCCAAAAUCCUGAAUCAGAUAUGCAUGUGUGAUGGCUGCGUGAAAGCUCAGAUCAGAAUUCAUGAUUUUUUGCCCACUUGAGCGCGCUCACAUCUGUCAAAGGGUCAUUAUUUGUUCAUUUUCAUCAGUGGUGGACAAAACAAAACACGAGGAUCGCAACAACAAUGACAAAGGCAGGAGGUUACAAAUGUAAUAAAUUUAUAGGACAUUCUUUUCCUGAACAGCUGCCACCACAGCAAACAAUUGAAGAAAUGAAUCCCUGCAUCACCAUUUUAUCAAUUGUGAUGACGAACUGUAAUGACAUUUUUAUUUUUGUUGCUCAGUAGCAUGUGUGUUGUAAAUGUGGGGUCAUGGCCCCGAUCUGUCCACACUGAUGUCAGAGAACGGGCCACAUGCAAAGAUGAAUGUGAACAGGCAAGAAAAGAUGAGAUUUGAUUUAAAAAAAAAAAAAAAAAAAA